Messenger RNA from Arctia plantaginis, 222 nucleotides. The record is from the annotation of a GenBank genome assembly. Lineage: Eukaryota; Metazoa; Arthropoda; Insecta; Lepidoptera; Erebidae.
AUGUCUCGAGUAAAGUUUAUGGUUAGGUUGCGCGGGCGCCGGCUAUGUCGACGCGCGGCGGCGUGCUUGAUAUCGUGCGGUCUCGUAUCUACGACUUGUGUACCUACAUAUAUAAGAUAUGGCCAAGUGACGAAGGGAAAGCGAGGAUUAAAAAUUAAUUUAGGUGCUUUCAUGUUCGCCGAUAAUCCAGAGUUUAUCAAGAUAUCAAAUCAAGAGGAUUAA